GCUGCCGUGAAACCGGUUACACCAGAAAAACGUUUCGUCCGCCUUGUGGCAGUUGAGAGGCCGUGAACAUAUGUCAGUGUGCGUAUAUUUUCGGGUGGCGGCAGUAGCCCAGAGUUGGCUGGAUGUAACACGGCAGGGCAUCGGACACGGGAACAUCAGAGCAGAUCAUUGAUGCUUUGUGCGUUGCCAGCGCGAAUCGCAUGCAUUAGUUGAAAUUUUGACGGUCGAGUGACUAGAUGAGCGGCGUCGCGGUGGGCAAGCUUAAACAGUCUUGAGUCCAUUUUAGUAUACCUAAUUUAUGGAAAAUUAACGCUCCUUGAAACGAAUUUGCAGAAGGAAAAAGUUGAUGUGUUGUGUAUAUGUAUUAAAACCUUAGUCCAAGUGAAUUAAAAUUUGUGUUAAUUAAUUAUUAUCUAUAUUAAAAAGAAAAGUAAUUAAGUUUUCACUGAUCUGAUUCCCGGCUGACAACUGUGUGCAGAGAUUUCGUGGAAGCCGUAAAAAACCCAUCUCCUCAGCUACUAACUCAGUCGGGCGACGGUCUGCAGCAACAUCCCAAAAGCAACAUUCAUCAACUGCAUCAGCAUCAGCAUUGGCAUCGGGAGCAGCCAGCAUCAUCUCGCUGACUAGUUUAAUGGGGUUCUUGCUUAAAAUUUGAUUAGAAUUCGACGAUUAAGCAAAGCUUCGAGCCGGACCCAUUGACUUACAUCACAAAGCUCACGCAGGUGACGCCACACACUGUAAACAGUUGAUAAAAAUUUGAGUUGAGUGCGUUUUCAACAAUGCCCCAUACAGGUCAGGCGGGUGUCAACCAGUUGGGCGGAGUCUUUGUCAAUGGGCGCCCAUUGCCGGACUGUGUGCGACGACGUAUCGUGGAUUUGGCGCUGUGUGGCGUUAGGCCCUGUGACAUAUCCAGGCAACUCUUAGUGUCUCAUGGAUGUGUAUCCAAAAUUCUGACGCGCUUCUAUGAGACAGGUUCCAUCCGGCCGGGAUCUAUUGGCGGCAGUAAAACGAAGCAAGUAGCUACACCAACUGUGGUAAAGAAAAUAAUACGCUUAAAGGAAGAGAACAGCGGCAUGUUCGCUUGGGAAAUACGUGAACAACUGCAGCAGCAGCGUGUUUGUGAUCCCAGCUCAGUACCGUCGAUCAGCUCUAUUAAUCGUAUAUUGCGUAAUAGUGGACUCUGGACAGACGAGAUGACUUCCAGUCAGCAGAAUGCAGCAGCGGCUGCGGCAGCAGUGGCAGCGGCUCACCAAAUUUCUGGCAGCGGCACUCCUAGUGCUUACGCUUCGUCCACCCAGUUGUAUGCGAGCCCCAGUAAUUCAGCUGCCGCAGCUACACGAAUUACGCCCACCUCUGGCACGCCACCUACAUCGACAUCAAGCUUACACUCACGUUAUACUAAAGCGACACCGUCACCGUCAUUACUGGGCGAUGGGCUCCCUCUCAAACCUGCGCCCAAGUUGCCUCCGUCUCAUGGAAACAGUCCUAGUCAUGGAUUGGCAACCGCCGUGUCCAGUCAGUUGGGUGGCUUAGACUUAAGUUACUCAGCACUGCACAAGCACUGGCUAUGGAAUCCUUCGCUGCUCUACUAUACUCAGGCACACAUGCAGGCAGCCCAGGCAGCCCAAGCAGCAGCAACGGGCGGUCCGAUUUUACCCUAUAGUGGAGCCUUUGUGCCGCAUGGCGCAGCCAGUAUGGCCGCUGUUGCAGCGGCUGCUGCAGGAAGUUGUGCAGUUGGCGGUGGGUUCACAAAAUCCGAAAGCUCAAUUGAUCUAACCAAACCCUGCGCCAUGGGCGAUCCCUUGAGUGAUUGCGAUUCAGGAAAAUCAUCGCCGGUGGCGUUGACCUCAAGUACAGCUACAUCCGGCGUUACAGAUACGAUGACUAACAGUCAAAAUAGUCGCAAAAGGAAUCCCUAUUCCAUUGAGGAACUAUUGAAGAAGCCUGAGAAGCGUUUCCGUUUCAACAGCGAAUCACAGACGAGUUUGGAAGGAUGUGUGACCAAGCGUGAUAAUGUUGAAUGCAUAAGCUCGAAUUCCAGCUCCAGCUCGAGCGAGAGCAACAGCAACGUUAGUAACGUCAGCUCCGAAGAUACGGCUACGCUAACAAGAUCCCAGCUGGAAGUCGCGGAUGUCGAGGAAGAUUGUAGCGUUGAAGUCGUCAACUAAGGCUGCCUGAUUGCCUUUACUUAAUUCUAGUAAGAGUCCCAGUUUUAAACAAUUAAUAUGUUUAUUUUAGACUACCUAUUCGUGAUAACUAAUUAAUCGAAAUAAAAUACAAUCGAACUGUGUAAAUGUAAUUACUACCAAAAUGUGUUGCUGUAAUUAUUUAAUUUCGUUUCUAGGCAAUUAACUGAGUCAAAUUAUAGUAAUUUUACACUUACAAUUUCUUGUUCAGUAGCGAUAUUUCCAG
Molecule: messenger RNA, 2412 nt
Organism: Drosophila mojavensis
Lineage: Eukaryota; Metazoa; Arthropoda; Insecta; Diptera; Drosophilidae
Gene: Poxn
Product: paired box pox-neuro protein
Exons: 5
Coding region: 780-2168 (462 amino acids)
Biological process (GO): regulation of transcription by RNA polymerase II; anatomical structure development
Molecular function (GO): DNA-binding transcription factor activity, RNA polymerase II-specific; RNA polymerase II cis-regulatory region sequence-specific DNA binding
Source: RefSeq, a predicted model, not a curated record